Chironomus riparius is the source of this 977-nucleotide messenger RNA. The record is from the annotation of a GenBank genome assembly. NCBI's taxonomy places the organism in Eukaryota, Metazoa, Arthropoda, Insecta, Diptera, Chironomidae.
AGAAUUGAAUUAAAGUCAGUCGUUCGUAUUCAGUUGUAAAGUAUCAGAAGAAGAUUAAAAGACAAGAAAAUGCGAGUAAUCUUUUUAUUAUUCUGUGUUGCUUAUGCAGCAUCGCUUGAAAAUCCAACUCGUUUAGAAGGUUCUAGUGAAGAUGAAAAUCCAGUCGAUGGAAUUGAUCAAGUUUUGCAGCAUUAUCAUCAAAUUGAUUACGCUCCUUUUGUAUCAGUCGAAAAAGCCAAAGAAGAUGCUUUAAAUGCAAUUACUAAUUCUAUUUCAAAUUUAAUAAAAGCAGAUCAACAUGACGAAGCUAAAAGAUUAUUUGAAGGACUUAAUAAACCAGAAAUAUUAAGGGAAGUUGUUAAAGCAGCCUAUGAUGCAGAUUUAAUGAAUACAGUUAAAUUGAUUGAAUUUUUGAGACACUUAGAUGACAAAACUUAUCAAAUGAGAGGAUUCUCAGCAUUGUAUGAUGAAAUGAAGAAAAGAAGAAACAUGAGGAACUCUGUAGUUAUUGAAGUUGCAUAUUGGAUGAGACAUCAUGUUGAAGACGCAGAUGUUGCCUUAGAAACUGAUGAAUUUGUUGAAAGAUUUCUUUAUUAUGACACGGAAAAAUAUUCAAUAAUUAAUGAAGCCAUGCAAAUUUUAGGAGAAAAACUUAGAAGUGGAAAUUCAGAUCAAGUUUUAAUGUUAUCUAAAACAUAUCCUGGUGCUUUCACAUCUAUUGUACCAAAAUUAAUUGAAGCAACUUAUAAUGGUGAUGUGAGCAAUUUUAAUGCUAUAAUGGGUCUUGUAAGAACUGAUGAUUUACCUCAAAUGCAUAAGGAAAAAGUUCUUGAUGCUCUUUUGACACAAAUGCACAAAAAUAAUCAUCUUGGAACACAAAAAUUCGAAACUUUGAAAACUAUGAUUAAUUCAUCAAAUAUGAGUGCAUUAAAGAGAAGACUUGGACUCAUUUCAAGAGAUAGUGCUUAAAUUAUGCU